Molecule: messenger RNA, 11903 nt
Organism: Lotus japonicus
Lineage: Eukaryota; Viridiplantae; Streptophyta; Magnoliopsida; Fabales; Fabaceae
Product: protein SPIRRIG
Exons: 19
Coding region: 439-11247 (3602 amino acids)
Molecular function (GO): protein binding
Source: RefSeq, a predicted model, not a curated record
AGGGUUGCAUUGUAGAGCGUGGCCGUCCGAAAGAGGCAAAGAGAAAACGCGAUUUCUUCAGAUUUUUCGUUAAUCAAUUUUUGAAAGAAAUCUAAGCUGGCAUUUUUCAUUUUCAACAUUUUCAAUUAUCAAACCAGCUUUUUGUUCUUAUUUUCGUUAGCUUCUUCUUCUUCCUUCUUCCUUCUUCUUCGCUUUCUAGGGCUGCGAAACAUUUUCCGAAAAAUUAGAUUGAUGAUCAUCAAAAUCAAACCAAUUUUUUUGAAUUAAAAAAAUAAAAUCAAAACCAGAGAUAGAAGCAGCAGAGAAAAACAACGAAACGGAUCGUGCAGAUCUUGAAUGGUGAUUGAUUCUUUUUCCCUUUUCGGAGGGGGGAAGAAGAAGAAGGGGAAUCAUCGAGGAGGAUCGUCGUGUUAGGGUGGUUGGAUCGGAGGGAGAACGAUGAAAUGGGUUACAUUGCUUAAGGACUUCAAAGAGAAGGUUGGCCUUACUCAAUCGCCACCCUCUGCUUCUUCUUCUGCUUCUGCUGCUGCUGCUUCUUCUUCUUCGUCUUCGCCUCGCCGCGAUAGCAAUGCCGCCGCCUUCUCAGCUGCGCAAGCAUCUUCUUCGUCGUCUCCUACCAGGGAUAAACAUGAAUUGGAAUUGGACUUCAAGAGAUUCUGGGAAGAGUUUCGGUCAUCCAGCUCUGAGAAGGAAAAAGAAGCGGCGUUGAAUUUCAGUAUAGAUGCCUUUUGUAGAUUAGUGAACCAGCAAGUGAAUGUAGCUCAAUUAGUUACCAUGUUAGUUGAAACACAUAUAUUCUCUUUUGUUGUGGGAAGAGCAUUUGUCACAGAUAUAGAUAAGUUAAAAAUUAGCAGCAAAACAAGAUCUUUGGAUGUUGCUCAAGUUUUAAAGUUUUUCUCUGAAGUCACAAAGGAUGACAUCAGUCCAGGAGCAAAUUUAUUAACUUCAGUGGAAAUCCUUGUUUCUGGGCCUAUUGACAAACAAUCUCUGCUUGACUCUGGGAUAUUUUGCUGUCUCAUUCAUGUUCUCAAUGCCCUUCUCGACCCUGAUGUAACCAUUCAACGGCCAAAUAGUGCUAGUGAUCAUGAAGAACAGUUGGUAUUGCAAAAAGAGUACAAUGGUGAUGUUGGGCAAGGCCGCCGGCUAGAGGUAGAGGGAAGCGUCGUGCAUAUCAUGAAAGCACUCGCAAGCCAUCCAUCAGCAGCACAGAGUUUGAUAGAGGAUGAUUCUCUUCAGUUACUUUUUCAAACGGUUGCGAAGGGAUCCUUGAUUGUCUUCUCUCGUUAUAAGGAAGGACUUAUUCCAUUGCACAGCAUACAACUUCAUAGACAUGCUAUGCAGAUACUGGGUCUUCUUUUGGUCAAUGACAACGGGAGCACAGCCAAAUACAUCCGGAAGCAUCAUCUGAUAAAAGUUCUUUUAUCGGCUGUGAAAGAUUUUGAUCCUGAUUGUGGAGAUUCUGCGUACGCUGUAGGAAUUGUUGACUUGUUACUCAAGUGUGUAGAAUUGUCAUAUAGAGCUGAGGCUGGUGGUGUCAGACUGCGAGAGGAUAUACAUAAUGCUCAUGGAUAUCAAUUUCUUGUUCGAUUUGCACUAACUCUGUCCAACAUGACAAAAAAUCAGGGCUUUCAAUCUAUUCAUACAUUUGAUGACCAAGAUGUUGCUUCAGAUGGGUCACAAAGCAGCAGAGAACAAAAUUCCAGUGGACAAGAAAAGUCCUCCAUUCAAUAUCUUUCACCCACAUUAUCUAGGUUGCUAGAUGUUCUUGUUAGUCUAGCUCAAACUGGGCCAAAUGAGUCUCCACGUAACUAUGGCGGCAAAGGUUCUAAAUCUUCUCAGAACAAGGGUGGUGGUCAUAGCAAAACUCGUACCUUAUCUAGUGAUUGGCUUGGUGAUGAAUUAUGGGAUAAGGACAAUGAUAAAAUUAAGGACCUUGAAGCAGUCCAGAUGUUACAAGAUAUUCUCCUCAAAGCCAGUAAUCGGGAGUUGCAGGCCGAAGUAUUAAAUAGACUGUUUAAAAUUUUUUCAGGUCAUCUAGAUAACUAUAAGUUGUGUCAACAGUUAAGAACUGUUCCUCUUUUAAUCCUAAAUAUGGCUGGUUUUCCUUCUUCUUUGCAAGAGAUAAUCUUGAAAAUUCUUGAGUAUGCUGUGACUGUUGUAAAUUGUGUUCCUGAGCAAGAAUUACUUUCACUUUGCUGCUUAUUGCAGCAACCAAUUACAUCUGAGUUGAAGCAGACAAUACUUUCGUUCUUCGUAAAACUCUUGUCCUUUGACCAACAGUACAAGAAAGUUUUGCGAGAAGUUGGUAUUUUGGAAGUUAUGUUAGAUGAUUUGAAGCAACACAGGAUUUUGAGUCCAGAUCAACAGAAUGUCAACUCCAACCAGUUGGAUAAGAAAAACGGCUCAAGCAGCUUCAAGAAGCAUCUGGGCAAUAAGGAUGUUAUUAUUACUUCACCCAAGCUUAUGGAAUCAGGUUCUGGGAAAUUCCCUAUUUUUGACGUUGAAGGUACUAUUGCCAUUGCAUGGGACUGCAUGGUAUCUUUAUUGAAGAAAGCUGAGGGUAAUCAAGCUGCAUUUCGCUCAGCUAGUGGUGUGACUGCCAUGCUACCUUUUCUGGUGUCUGAUGUGCAUCGUCCUGGGGUCCUCAGGAUAUUAUCAUGUCUUAUAAUUGAAGAUACCUCACAGGUUCAUUCCGAAGAGUUAGGUGUGUUGGUUGAAAUUUUGAAAAGUGGAAUGGUGACCAGUGCUUUGGGAUCCCAAUACCGGCUUUCCCAUGAUGCAAUAUGUGACACAAUGGGAGCAUUGUGGCGGAUCCUUGGAGUUAAUAACUCUGCUCAGAAGAUUUUUGGUGAAGCCACCGGUUUUUCUCUUUUGCUUACUACACUCCAUGGGUUCCAAAGUGAUGGUGGGGACUUUGACCAAUCUUCAUUGAAUGUUUACAUAAAGGUUCUAACAUAUUUGUUGCGUGUUGUGACUGCUGGAGUGUCAGACAAUGCUGUUAAUAGAAUGAAGCUUCAUGCAAUUAUAUCAUCACAAACUUUCUUUGAUCUUCUAUGUGAGUCUGGCUUACUUUGUGUUGAGCAUGAAAAACAAGUCAUCCAGUUGAUGUUGGAGCUUGCCCUUGAAAUAGUGAUUCCACCUUUCUUAGCAUCAGAGGGUUUGACAAAAUCAAAUACAAUCGAGAAUGAGUCUUCUCAUUAUCUUUUACUGACUCCAUCAGGUCCAAUUAAUCCUGAUAAAGAGCGAGUGUACAAUGCUGGGGCUAUUAAGAUUCUGAUUCGCUCAUUGUUGCUGUUUACUCCUAUGGUGCAGCUAAAACUUUUAGAGUUAAUUGAAAAGUUGGCUCGUGCUGGCCCUUUUAAUCAGGAAAGCCUCACCUCCGUAGGUUGUGUGGAACUUUUGCUGGAGACAGUCCACCCUUUUCUACUUGGUUCAUCUUCAUUACUUUCUUAUGCAUUGAGGAUUGUGGAAGUCCUUGGUUCCUACAGGCUAUCUGCAUCUGAAUUUGGCAUGCUCAUCAGAUACGUUCUGCAAAUGAGGAUGAAAAUUUCUGGUAAUAUGAUUGUGGAAAUGAUGGAAAAAUUAAUUCUGAUGGAAGAUAUGGCCUCAGAAAAUAUCUCCCUAGCACCGUUUAUGGAGAUGGAUAUGAGCAAGAUUGGGCAUGCUGCUAUUCAGGUUUCAUUGGGUGAAAGAUCAUGGCCUCCAGCUGCUGGUUAUUCAUUUGUUUGUUGGUUCCAGUUCCAAAAUUUUUUAAAAUCACAAUCAAAAGACACUGACCCUUCAAAAUGUGUCCCUUCCAAGAAGCGCUCUGGCUCAAAUGCACUGCAUGAGCGACAUAUCUUAAGGAUAUUUUCUGUUGGUGCUACUAACAACGAUGAUGCAACCUAUGCUGAACUUUAUCUACAGGAGGAUGGUGUUCUAACACUUGCAACCAGCAACUCUUCAUUCUUAUCAUUUUCUGGUUUAGAACUUGAGGAAGGACGGUGGCAUCAUCUUGCAGUAAUUCACAGCAAACCAAAUGCUCUUGCUGGGCUGUUUCAAGCUAGUGUUGCAUAUGUUUAUCUAAAUGGAAAACUUAGACACACUGGAAAAUUAGGAUAUUCACCCUCCCCACCUGGUAAACCACUGCAAGUCACAAUCGGUACAUCAGUUGGAAAGGCUAGAGUCAGCGACUUUAAAUGGAAACUACGCUCUUGCUAUCUUUUUGAGGAAGUGCUUACACCAGGCUGUAUAUGUUUUAUGUAUAUACUUGGUAGAGGAUAUAGAGGACUCUUCCAGGACACAGAUCUUCUGCAAUUCGUACCUAACCAGGCUUGUGGUGGUGGUAGUAUGGCCAUAUUAGAUUCUUUAGAUGCUGAUUUGACUUUGGUUGCUAAUGGUCAGAGAGUGGAUGCUACCAGCAGGCAGGGAGAUCUAAAGGCAGAUGGGAGUGGAAUUGUCUGGGAUUUGGAGAGACUUGGAAACCUUUCUUUACAGCUUGCAGGAAAGAAGCUAAUUUUUGCAUUUGAUGGAACUUCGACUGAAUUUAUUCGGUCGUCAGGUAGUUUUUCAGUGCUCAAUCUGGUUGAUCCUAUGUCAGCUGCUGCUUCUCCUAUUGGAGGUAUUCCACGUUUUGGACGUCUGUGUGGAGAUAUUUAUAUCUGCAAGCAUGGUGUGAUUGGAGAGACUAUCCGUUCUAUUGGUGGAAUGGAACUUGUCCUUGCUCUUGUUGAAGCUGCAGAAACUAGGGAUAUGCUGCAUAUGGCCUUGACUCUACUUGCUUGUGCGCUUCAUCAAAAUCCUCAGAAUCUUAAGGACAUGCAAACAUAUAGGGGCUACCAUCUGCUUGCUCUUUUUCUCCGCCGUAGAAUGUCAUUAUUUGACAUGCAGUCUCUUGAGAUCUUCUUUCAGAUUGCUGCUUGUGAAGCAUCAUUUUCUGAGCCCAAAAAGUUGGAAACUACUCAAACUACUUUGUCCCCUGCAGCAUCUCUGCAGGAAGGCAGUCUUGAGGAUAAUUUUUUGUCAAAGUUUAAUGAUGAGAGUUCUUCUAUUGGCUCUCAUGGAGACAUGGAUGAUUUUUCUGUACAAAAGGAUUCAUUUAGUCAUAUUUCAGAGCUGGAAAAUACUGAUAUUGCUGCUGAAACUUCGAAUUGCGUUGUCUUGUCAAAUGCUGACAUGGUUGAACAUGUCUUACUGGAUUGGACAUUGUGGGUAACAGCCUCGGUUUCAAUCCAAAUUUCAUUACUUGGAUUUCUUGAAAAUUUAGUGUCCAUGCAUUGGUACAGAAAUCAUAAUCUUACAGUUUUGCGGCGAAUUAACCUUGUUCAACAUUUACUAGUGACGUUGCAAAGGGGUGAUGUUGAAGUUUCUGUCCUCGAAAAAUUGGUUGUGUUGCUUGGGGUCAUUCUGGAAGAUGGUUUUCUAUCUUCCGAGCUUGAAAAUGUGGUCAGAUUUGUGAUUAUGACAUUUGAUCCACCAGGGUUGGUGCCACAACGCCCAAUUAUGAGAGAGUCAAUGGGGAAACAUGUAAUUGUCAGAAAUAUGUUACUAGAGAUGCUCAUUGAUCUACAAGUCACUAUUAAAUCAGAAGAGUUGCUUGAGCAAUGGCAUAAAGUUGUUUCUUCGAAGUUAAUUACAUAUUUUCUUGAUGAAGCAGUUCAUCCCACAAGUAUGAGAUGGAUCAUGACUCUACUUGGUGUGUGUCUUACGUCCUCUCCAACAUUUGCACUUAAAUUUCGCACUGGUGGAGGUUAUCAAGGUUUAGUUCGGGUGCUCCCCAGUUUCUAUGAUUCCCCAGACAUCUAUUAUAUUUUGUUCUGUUUGAUAUUUGGCAAGCCAGUUUAUCCUAGGUUACCAGAGGUCCGCAUGUUGGACUUUCACGCCCUUAUGCCAAGUGAUGGAAGUUAUAUAGAACUUAAGUUUGUCGAAUUGUUGGAUUCUGUGGUUGCUAUGGCAAAAACUACUUUUGAUAGAGUAAGCAUGCAAUCAAUGCUUGCCCACCAAACUGGUAACCUUUCCCAGGUUGGUGCAAGCCUUGUAGCUGAGCUUGUAGAGGGAAAUUCAGACAUGGCUGGUGAGCUUCAGGGGGAGGCUCUGAUGCACAAGACAUAUGCCGCUCGCCUUAUGGGUGGUGAGGCAUCAGCCCCUGCUGCUGCAACUUCAGUUCUAAGAUUUAUGGUCGAUCUCGCGAAAAUGUGUCCCCCUUUUACUACUGUUUGUAGACGUGCAGAAUUUCUUGAGAGCUGCAUUGACCUGUAUUUUUCUUGUGUGAGGGCUGCCCAUGCUGUUAAAAUGGCUAAAGAACUCUCCUCAGUCACAGAAGAAAAAACCUUGAUUGAUGGUGAUGAUACUUGCAGUUCCCAAAAUACAUUUUCUAGCUUGCCACUUGAUCAGGAUCAGUCUGUUAAAACAUCUAUCAGUCUUGGAAGCUUUCCUCAAGGGCAGGUAAGUACAAGUUCUGAUGAUAUGGCUGCACCAGGAAAUUCUAUGGCUGGGGAGAGAUCAGAGAAUAAUGUUACUGCAUCUGAGCUGGAGUCAAAUAGAUCUGUCCGUGACGCUAUACGAACUGCUCAGAGCUUGGAUGGUGAUAAUGCUGAUCAAGGAUCUGUUGCUUCCAGUGCACAUGAAUUCAGCUUUCGCAGUAUCAAAGGCAAUUUGGAAAUUACACUGCCAACAGAUUCUCAGAGUGCUGCAUCUUAUACUGUGCUGGACAGUCCUGCCUUUUCAGAAAAGUCCAGUUCUAGAAUUCCCCUUACACCUUCUUCAUCACCAGUUGUUGCAUUGGCAUCUUGGCUUGGAAGUGCAAAUCAUAAUGAAGCAAAAUCUCCCUUAACUGCUACUCCUUCUUUUGAUUCUUCCAUGUCAGCCUGGGAGUUUGAUCCAUCUUCAAACCUGAAGUCUAGUUCUCAAGGGCCAUCUGCCGCUAAUAAUUUCAUUGCUGUAACAUCAAAGAUGCUUUUGGAUAUAGAUGAUUCAGGAUAUGGGGGUGGUCCUUGUUCUGCAGGAGCUACUGCGGUUUUGGAUUUCAUUGCAGAAGUCCUUGCUGAUUUUAUGACGGAGCAGGUGAAAGCAUCACAGCUCAUAGAGAACAUCUUGGAAAGUGUUCCUCUUUAUGCUGAUAGUGAAUCUGUGUUGGUUUUCCAAGGCCUAUGCCUUAGUAGAUUUAUAAACUUCCUUGAAAGACGACUAUUGCGUGAUGAUGAAGAAGAAGAGAAAAAAUUGGAUAAGAUUCGCUGGUCUUCAAAUUUAGAUGCUUUGUGCUGGAUGAUAGUGGAUCGUGUAUACAUGGGUGCAUUUCCUCAGCCUUCAGGGGUACUAAAAACUCUGGAGUUCUUGUUGUCAAUGUUACAAUUGUCCAACAAAGAUGGUAGAAUUGAAGAAGCUGCUCCUGCUGGAAAGAGGCUCUUAUCAAUUUCAAGAGGAAGUAAGCAACUUGAGGCUUAUAUUCAUUCGAUUCUUAAAAACACUAAUCGAAUGAUAUUAUAUUGCUUCCUUCCAUCAUUUUUAGUCAGCAUAGGGGAAGAUGAUCUUCUUUCACAGUUGGGUUUGCUCACUGAAUCUAAAAAGAGAUUAUCCGCAACUUCCCCUCAAGAUGAUUCAGGAAUUGACAUAUGCACAGUCUUGCAAUUAUUGGUUGCUCAUAGAAGAAUUAUAUUCUGUCCCAGCAAUACCGAUACAGAUCUUAAUUGCUGUUUAUCUAUGAAUCUAAUAGCUCUUCUCGGUGAUAGAAGACAAAAUGUACAGAAUAAUGCCAUUGAUGUGUUUAAGUAUCUUCUGGUACAUAGGAGAGCUGCAUUAGAAGACUUACUUAUUUCUAAGCCAAAUCAAGGGCAGCAACUUGAUGUGCUUCAUGGUGGUUUUGAUAAAUUAUUGACUAGAAGUCUAUCUGAGUUUUUUGAGUGGCAUCAGAAUUCUGAACAAACUGUGAAUAAGGUAUUGGAGCAGUGUGCUGGAAUUAUGUGGGUGCAGUAUAUUGCAGGAUCAGCAAAGUUUCCAGGAGUAAGAAUCAAAGGGAUGGAGGGUCGUCGUAAGAGGGAAGUGGGAAGGAAAUCUCGAGAUGCUGCAAAAUUGGACUUACGACACUGGGAGCAGGUAAAUGAGCGAAGAUAUGCACUGGAUUUAGUUCGUGAUGCAAUGUCCACUGAGUUGAGAGUUGUUAGGCAGGAUAAGUAUGGGUGGAUUCUACAUGCUGAGAGUGAGUGGCAAUGCCAUCUGCAGCAGCUUGUGCAUGAACGUGGAAUAUUCCCUCUCAGUAAACCCUCUUUGACAGAAGAGCCAGAAUGGCAACUUUGUCCUAUUGAAGGUCCGUAUCGAAUGCGGAAAAAACUUGAGUGCUGCAAACCUAAAAUUGACACCAUACAAAAUAUUCUUGAUGGACAGUUUGAAUUAGAGAAACCAGAGUUGUCUAGAGGAAAAAUUGAAAAUGGUUCUGAUGAAUCAGAUUCUAAACCUUAUUUUCAACUCUUGGCUGAUGGGGGCAAACAAAAUGUUUCUGGUGGUGAGCUGUUUGAACCGUACUUCAAUAAGUUGGGUGGUGUCCAAGAUACAGUUUCUGAGAAGAAUGAGUGGAAUGAUGACAAGGCUAGUAGCAUCAAUGAAGCAAGCCUCCAUUCUGCACUUGAGCUAGGUGCCAAAUCUAGUACAGUAUCAGUUCCCAUAGAAGAAAGCACACAAGGAAGAUCUGAUAUGGGAUCUCCAAGGCAAUCUUCCUCUGUGAAAGUUGAUGAUGUUAUAGUUGCUGAUGAUAAGUCUGAUAAAGAACUGAAUGAUAAUGGUGAAUACUUAAUCAGACCAUUUCUCGAGCCAUUUGAGAAAAUCCGAUUUAAAUAUAACUGUGAACGGGUUGUAGGUCUGGACAAACAUGAUGGUAUAUUCCUGAUAGGUGAAUUCUGUUUGUAUGUGAUAGAAAACUUCUAUAUUGAUGACUCUGGUUGUUUUUGUGAGAAGGAUUGUGAAGAUGAACUGUCAGUUAUUGAUCAGGCUUUGGGUGUCAAGAAAGACGUUACUGGCAGUGUAGAUUUUCAAUCCAAAUCAACUUUGUCAUGGAGCACAACAGCUAAGUCAUUGGUUGGGGGUAGGGCAUGGGCCUAUAGUGGUGGCGCUUGGGGCAAGGAGAAAGUACAUAGCACUGGAAACUUACCUCAUCCUUGGCGCAUGUGGAAACUUGAUAGUGUUCAUGAGAUUUUGAAGCGUGAUUACCAGCUUCGUCCUGUUGCUAUUGAAAUAUUUAGCAUGGAUGGAUUUAAUGAUCUUUUGGUCUUCCACAAAAAAGAGAGAGAAGAAGUUUUUAAAAAUCUAGUUGCCAUAAAUCUUCCACGGAAUAGCAUGUUGGACAAAACUAUUUCAGGAUCAUCAAAACAAGAAAGCAAUGAGGGUAGCCGUCUUUUCAAGACAAUGGCAAAAUCCUUUUCAAAGAGGUGGCAAAAUGGAGAAAUAAGCAAUUUCCAGUACCUCAUGCAUCUUAACACAUUGGCUGGACGUGGUUAUAGUGAUCUUACCCAAUAUCCAGUAUUCCCAUGGGUCCUUGCGGAUUAUGAGAGUAAGAAUCUUGAUUUUUCCAACCCAAAAACAUUUCGCAGGCUUGAUAAACCAAUGGGAUGUCAGACACCUGAAGGUGAAGAUGAAUUUAUAAAAAGAUACGAGAGCUGGGAUGAUCCAGAGGUCCCAAAGUUUCAUUAUGGAUCCCAUUAUUCAAGUGCUGGAAUUGUUCUAUUCUAUCUUCUUCGUCUGCCGCCUUUUAGUGCAGAGAAUCAAAAACUACAGGGUGGCCAGUUUGACCAUGCUGAUCGCCUUUUCAAUAGUGUAAGGGAUACAUGGUUCAGUGCUGCUGGGAAGGGAAAUACUUCUGAUGUGAAGGAACUGAUUCCAGAAUUUUUCUACGUGCCUGAGUUCUUGGAGAAUCGAUUCAACCUUGACUUGGGAGAGAAACAGUCCGGCGAGAAGGUUGGGGAUGUUAUCCUUCCUCCAUGGGCAAAAGGUAGUCCUCGGGAGUUCAUUAAUAGGCAUAGGGAAGCCCUUGAAUCUGAUUAUGUCUCAGAAAAUUUGCACCACUGGAUAGACCUCAUUUUUGGCUUUAAGCAAAGAGGGAAGGCUGCUGAAGAAGCAGUUAAUGUGUUCUAUCACUACACCUAUGAAGGGAGUGUGGACAUAGACUCAGUCACAGACCCUGCAAUGAAAGCAUCCAUUUUAGCACAAAUUAAUCAUUUUGGGCAGACGCCAAAGCAAUUGUUCCUCAAGCCCCAUGUGAAAAGGCGGAUUGACAGAAAACUUCCUCCCCAUCCCCUUAAACAUUCCAGUCAUCUUGCUUCACAUGAGAUUCGCAAAAGUUCUUCACCUAUCACUCAAAUUGUUAGUCUCAACGAUAAAAUUCUCAUUGCAGGAACAAACAAUUUGCUUAAACCGAGAACAUAUACCAAAUAUGUUGCUUGGGGCUUUCCUGAUCGUAGUUUGAGAUUUUUGAGCUAUGACCAAGAUAGACUUAUUUCAACACAUGAAAAUUUACAUGGAGGUAAUCAAAUUCAGUGUGCUAGUGUUAGCCAUGAUGGUCAGAUUCUUGUUACUGGGGCUGAUGAUGGUCUAGUUAAUGUUUGGAGAGUUACUAAGUUUGGGCCCCGUGCCAUAAGGCGCUUGAAACUGGAGAAGCCACUUUGUGGGCAUACAGCCAGAAUCACAUGCCUUCAAGUUAGCCAGCCUUACAUGCUUAUUGUGAGUGGAUCGGAUGAUUGCACAGUUAUUAUAUGGGAUCUCAGUUCCAUGGCAUUUGUACGGCAGCUCCCAGAAUUCCCAGCACCUGUUUCAGCAGUUUUUGUUAAUGACUUGUCGGGAGAAAUUGUUACAGCAGCUGGUAUUCUUCUUGCAGUUUGGAGUAUCAAUGGGGAUUGUCUGGCAAUGAUCUACACAUCACAACUUCCAUCUGAUUCUAUUCUCUCAGUAACUGGAAGUACAAUUUCUGAUUGGCAGGACACGAUGUGGUAUGCAACAGGUCAUCAGAGUGGAGCUGUAAAAGUGUGGCAAAUGGUUCACUGCUCUGACCCAGAUAGCUCCCUCAGCAAAUCAGGUUCUGGUGGGUUGGCAGGGUUAAAUUUUGGUACAAAAGAACCAGAAUACAAAUUGAUCCUGCGCAAAGUACUUAAGUUCCAUAAACAUCCUGUUACUGCCCUGCACCUCUCGGCCGAUCUGAAACAGUUUUUGAGUGGGGAUUCGGGUGGGCAUUUGCUUUCAUGGACACUACCGGAUGAGAGUCUGCGAGGUUCAUUGAAUCAGGGGUGAAACUGAUCAAGGAUGGUUAAUUGUGCUGACUUUUUAGCUCUUGGCCAGUCUUCAAUUAUAUUGUUGAAUCCUAACCAUGGGCUUCUGAGUGGAUCUCAAUUGUUAAAAGGCGGAUUCAUGUUCCUAAUUUACAAAAAUUGCUAAAGAAUGCUGGCCAGAUUGAAACUGGGCAAACAAGGUUGAGAAAGAAAAGAUGAGACUACACGGCACAUAGAGAGCUAACAAGCUAUAUGCGUGAAGAGCAUGUGUUCAUUUGGUUGGUUAAGCAUCUGUGAAGAAUGCUGGGUGCUAGGUGGGUGGAAAAGGAGAAAGCAAAUGUUGCCCGCGGUCGUGUGACUAGCGGAGAAUAUUUUGAUUUUGCCAGUGCCAGAGAAGUUAACUGUUUUUCUUUGAUGUACAUAUGUGAAAGCAGCUUGUAGUGUGUAAUUAAGUUGUAUAGUAAAAAGGCCAGUCAUGAAAUGUAAUGUGAUGUGAUUGAAAUGAUAGGCCCAAUCUGAGGUAUAUGAUUGUGGGAUACUGGAGGGAUGAUUGUCGGAAAUUCUUUCUAUGGUGGCAUUGGGGCAUUUCUUUUAAUGAGCCCCACAAAGAGAAAAGGGACUAAAAGGUCAUUUCCUAUGAUUUUUACAAUUUUCCUGAAUAUUCCUCCCAUUUGGUUA